Molecule: messenger RNA, 3422 nt
Organism: Chlamydomonas reinhardtii
Lineage: Eukaryota; Viridiplantae; Chlorophyta; Chlorophyceae; Chlamydomonadales; Chlamydomonadaceae
Exons: 3
Coding region: 359-2803 (814 amino acids)
Source: RefSeq, a predicted model, not a curated record
GAAGUUUCCGCGCUCCUGUGUGUACAUUGAGAGCAAGUUGCUAAUGUCCGGCGAUUGGGGACCGUUUCGUCUCCAGUCUGGAUUCAGCCGACUAGCUGCAACUCCAAUCUCGAGGUCAAUGUCGCGACCUGUUUUCGCAAUAGCUUAGCCUUUCGUGCGCCUCCACAAUCUGGCCACGAACCAGGGCGAGCGCGGCGAGCCGGGGCUUCCAUCUCCUUGCACAGCAUCUGCCGACCUCUGCCCUGCCUCUGACAAGGAUGUGUGAUAGCGAGCAUAGCUAUAACACAUAGCUAGGUUAGUUGUUUGGGGGCUGUUGGAGCAGACACGGGCCCUCGAGGCAGACAUCCAAGUGGCGAGGAUGCAGGCCCGCAGCUUCUUCCUUUUGCUCGCGGUUGCCAUGGCCUACGUCGGCAUGGCUGCUGGCCAGGACUGUGCCGCCUCCUACCUAACGCCGCACCUGUUCACCGCUGCCGACGGCUCGGCGGGGCCGCAAGUGGUGUGCUCGCCAAAGCCCAACUUCAUAAGCAACAGCAACCUCAUCGACUGGAGCAUCGGCUGGAACACGGCACAGCUGCCCGCCGCCUUCACGACCUCCGGCUUCACCGUAGAGCUGCCACUCUACGGCCCGCUCCUCAACUCCAGCAGUAGCAGCGGCAGCGGCAGUAGCGACGGCAGUGACGGCAGUAGCAGUAGCACGGCGCCGCAGGUGCAGAUCCGGCCGGGCUGGUACCGCCUGGUCUUCCUGCCGAGCGACGCAUCCGUCGGCGUUACCGUCAGCGCCGCCAUCCUGGAGGGCGGGCCCGCCACCGACGGCGGCGGCAGUAGCAGCAGCCCCGGGCCCGGCAGUAGCUACUACAGCAGCGGCUACGGCCGGCUUCACGACGGCCUGGCACCCACGCCCGCCUACGCGCCGCUCAUUUACCUCUCCGGCGGCGUGGCGGGUCUGCAGCUCACCGUGUCGGUGCCGCCGAACGCGCCGCCGGCGCUGUCCGUCGCCUUUAGGGUGGAGUCGGCGGCAAACGUCGUCCCCGCCUGCACGGCGCCCGCGGUGCCGCUGGUGAUCGCCGGCGGCACUGCAUCGCUGGGCUCCUGCCUCACCAUCACUGGCGGCGGCGGCGGCGGCGGACGGCAGCCCACAAGCUUCUCAUUCUCCUUCCAGGUCUUCCUGUCCGGCCUGUCUGCAAGCUUCAAGUCCAAGGCCGUAACGGCGGCGAUGCUGCCGAUCCCGCUCCCCGGCGGCGCCGCCAUGCCUGUCGGCGCCUACACAGUCAAACUGCUGCUAACAACCAAGCCCGCAGGCGCGGCGGCCGCCGCCACCGUCACCGCCACGCUCUGCGAUGCCGGCAGCGGCGGUGGCGCCGCCGCCUGCGGCGACGGUUACAGCGGUCGGCAGUUGGUGUACGGCGGCAGCAGCAACAUCGGUACGGAUUCGGUUGGCUCCUGGGUGGCAGCGGCGUCCGGCAUUGGCGGCAUCGGGCUGGCAGUUGUGGCGGCGCCGGGAGCGCCCAGUGAGAUCAAGGUGGGAAUCAUGAUCGACGCCGUGUCGGUUGGCGGCGGCGGCAUUGCGUGGCCAUACCCGCCUCCGCCUCCGCCGCCUCCGCCGCCGGGCAACCCGUCUCCGCCGCCGCCGCAGCAGCCCACUGAUCCCAUUCCAACUCCAGCACCAUCACCAUCACGAACGCCGUCUCCCGCCCCCACGCCAAGCAACAGCUCCGGACCCGCCGGGCCCGGGCCCGGCACCGCGGACGCGCCUCCUGGCCAGGCGCCCCAGCCCGCCGCCCCACCACCUCCCCAGCCGGAACCCGCAACCUCGCCAUCGCCUGCAGAGGCUUCCUCGCCACCCGCGGUGGCGAGCCCAAGCCCAAGCCCGAGCCCAAGCCCAAGCCCAAGCCCAAGCCCAAGCCCAAGCCCAAGCCCAAGCCCAAGCCCAAGCCCAAGCCCAAGCCCAAGCCCUGGCCUGUCAACGCCGGACCCGUCCUCACCAGCGCCCGCGCCCUCGCCAGGCAGCUCUCCUCCGGAUGUGCCGCCGUCGCCGCUGCCGCCGCAGCAAUCUACGGCCCCACCUCCGGACGCUGCCGCCACUCCCGUGCCCUCGCCGUCGCCCUCGCCCUCGCCGUCGCCCUCGCCAGCGGGAGACCCAGCCGCCGCCGCAUCGCCGCCGCCUCCUGCAGAUGUGGUCUCGCUGCCGCCCUCCCCCGCCGACGUCGGCUCCUCGCCCCAGCCCCAGUCACAGCCGCAGCCGCCGUCGCCGCCGGACUCGGGCGCUGGCGGCUCCCAGCCGUCGCCCCCUCCUGCUGGAGACGGCGCCGCCGCCACCCCGCCUCCCACAGCCACAGACCCAGCUUCCUCGCCGCCACCGACGGGGGCGUCUGCGCCGCCCGGGACCCAGGCGCCGCCGCCGCUGCCACGGCCGCUGCUGCUACAGCCAUCAUCGUCAUCGUCUUCAGCACCGCCUGCUCCGCAGGAGCUGCAGGGCGGGCAGCUACAGCCUCCGGCCGGCUCGGCGGACGGAACGACACCCGCGGCGCCGGCUCCGCCGGUGCCGCCACUGGGACAGACUGGCGGCGGCGGCGGCAGCGGCAGCGGCGGAAACCUGGUGACGGAUGGCGGCGGUGCUACGUCUGGCGGCUCUGGGGGGCGCGGCAGUAGCACCAGCAACACCGGCGGAGGCGGAGGCGGCAGCAGCAGCGCGGCGCUUGUGCCGGCGCUGGCGACGGUGGUGCCGAUCUCGGCUGUGGCUGCAGCAGGGCUGGCGUUGCAUUGGUGGCGGCGCUCGCGGGUGAAGUGGACAAUGAUUGCGUGAUCGAUUGCAGAUUGAAAAGACAAACAAGACGGAUUGUGAUUCCACAGGCACAUGCCCGUUGCGUUAUAUGCAAUGAUGCGUCACCAGUUCUUUCUUUCGUCAGGAUGUAUGCGCAAUUGCGCAUGGUGUUUGGUGGGAGAUGGGUCAGCGGAAAUAAACACGCUUUUAAAAGUGAAGCAACGAGGAAUGAGGAAUGCGGGGGGGGGGGGAGCUUCACAGCAGUUGAACAUUGCGCAAAUCAGGGGCGCCGGGCGGAGUGUUCGGGUGAUGUGUUCUAUGUGUUGAGUGUGUAUGUGUGUGCAUGAUUGAUUAUGGCUCACCAAUGCCGGAAACGCAUCAGGCCAAACAAGCACAUACAGGUGGCAAGUACGACAUCCGAUUGCUCUGAUGUUUCAGCAGGGUGUGCGAUGGGACAGUGUCAAGGCAGGUUGGAUAUGUUUCAGCAGGGUGGAUAUUUUCAGCGUUCAUGACAAAGCAGGGAACUUGAAACGCAUGUGCGUUAUUGCCCUCAGGAUUGCACCCCGCCCUGGAUCGUGGUUACCCUGUGACCAGUCCGCCGAGACACGGACAUGCGCACAUGUCACACGUACGGGCCUGUGCGUGUCUGGAACCUUUUGAG